This is a messenger RNA of Fusarium keratoplasticum, 771 nucleotides long. Its product is annotated as AB hydrolase-1 domain-containing protein. The transcript is spliced from 2 exons. Bases 1 to 771 code for a protein of 256 amino acids. Lineage: Eukaryota; Fungi; Ascomycota; Sordariomycetes; Hypocreales; Nectriaceae. The record is from RefSeq and is a predicted model, not a curated record.
AUGGCGGACGACAAGCAAAAGCCGAUUAUCUUCCUCGUCCACGGUGCGUGGCAUCGUCCCCUGCAUUAUCGCCCUCUCAUCCAUGCUCUCCAAGCUAAGGGCUUCACCGUUCUGGCACCUCCCCUGGCAAGCUCUGGAUAUGACGACUCAGUAGACGGCAAGACGUACCAUGACGACGUGAAGCGUGUUCAUGAUGUGCUGCUGCCCUUCCUGGAUGAAGGACGAGUUGCUAUUGGUAUCGGUCAUAGCUACGGCGGAGUGCCUCUCACCGUAGCCAUCCAAGGCCACACUAUCGCCGAGCGGGCAGCAAAGGGCCUCAAGGGGGGAGUUGCAUCAGCCAUCUACAUUUCAGCGACGCCGGUUAUCGCCAAAGACAUUUCCAUGUAUGAGUCUGUGGGAAACAGGUAUACUACAGACUGGCUCCACGAGGUUUCUGAAAAACGUCUCCCGCUUAAACCUGACAUCGCGCCGGAUGCCUUCUACUUCGAUGUUGAGAAGUCCAUCAGGGAUGAGGCGAUGGCGCAUGUUUGCCAUCAGAGCCGCGGACCCUUUGAGGUUCCCGUUGUCUGCACGCCAAAGGACCUUGACAUUCCCAAGACCUAUGUCGUGUGCCUAAACGACAAGAUCUUCCUAAAGGAUAUCCAGGCCUACGUGGCGGAUAACUGGGGAGCCAAGCCUCUUGAGAUCGAAUCGGGACACAGUCCGUGGUUGAUUGAUUCUCACAGAGAAUGGCUUGUGAAUCUGGUUGGAGAGGAGGCGGCUAAGAUCUAA